Messenger RNA from Sphenostylis stenocarpa, 2352 nucleotides. The record is from the annotation of a GenBank genome assembly. NCBI's taxonomy places the organism in Eukaryota, Viridiplantae, Streptophyta, Magnoliopsida, Fabales, Fabaceae.
AUGUUUCAGAACAGGAAUCUCAAUCUAUCUUCGCCUAAGUUUGGCUCUGUGAGUGGUUCAUCGUUUGAGCAUUCGGUGGCAAGAGGGUGGGGGCGUGGAAGAGUGAACCAUAGAUGUAGUAGGGGUUUGUUGUGUUUGGUGGAGAAUAAUAAGCGUAUAAGAGCUUUGGGGAAGGGUUCUGGGACGAGUGACGAUAAGGAUGAAGUGCUUCAGGCCACAAUUGCGAAGAGUAAGAGGGUUCUUGCUUUGCAAAGGGAGUUGCUUGAACAGAUUACUGAAAGAAAGAAACUGAUUUAUUCAAUAAAUAGUGAAAGCACCCCUGAAACAGAAGGAAACAGUAUUUCAGACAAGAACAGCUACGAAUCCCUGUUAAAUACUGUUGAGAACCAAAAUGGUGGCACUGUUUCAAGCAAUUACGUCCAAUCUAAUGAGAAGAAAAUACCAGAUGUCUCGUUUUUAGGCAUUGAUCAUGGUUUUGACAAGGCUGAAGAGGAAGAUGAUAAAUUGUCUCUUGCUGAAAAGGCUUCACCACCUACACAGUAUUUCGAUGGUCAGUUGAAUAGCAAUGGAUAUGAGACAAUUGUGCCUGAUACCCUACCAAUCGAAAUCCCAAGUGGCACCAAAACCUCCAGUCUAAUGAUUGAAAUACUGGAAGGUAUGGGUGAAUCAAGUUUAGUGGAGGUUUCCAAUGAAGCUGACAAUGUUGACAGUGAAGGUGAAAAACCCCCACCGUUGGCUGGGGAGAAUGUGAUGAAUGUUAUAUUGGCUGCAGUAGAAUGUGCUCCCUGGUCAAAAGCAGGUGGGCUUGGAGAUGUCGCCGGAUCAUUACCUAAGGCUUUAGCUAGGCGUGGACACAGGGUUAUGGGAUGUGGCCAAGAAACAAAAUGGAGUGUUGUAAGUCCUUAUAUUGGUGGUGCUAUAAUGCUGAAAGUUGAGCAAGUUGUAGCACCUCGAUAUAGUAAUUAUCCUGAAGCACAAGAGAUUGGAGUACGCAAGCAAUACAAAGUGGACGGUCAGGACAUGGAAGUAACAUAUUUCCAUGCUUUUAUUGAUGGUGUUGACUUUGUUUUUCUUGACAGUCCAAACUUUCGCCAUUUACAGGAUAACAUAUAUGGUGGAAACCGAAUGACUGCCCAGUUACCUGAUAUUCUGAAACGCAUGGUGUUGUUUUGCAAGGCAGCUGCUGAGGUUCCAUGGCAUGUUCCAUGUGGUGGUGUUUGCUAUGGAGAUGGAAAUUUGGCCUUCAUAGCAAAUGAUUGGCAUACUGCAUUGCUGCCUGUGUAUCUGAAAGCAUAUUAUCGUGACAAUGGUUUAAUGAUAUACACAAGAUCUGUUCUUGUGAUUCAUAACAUAGCACACCAGGGUCGGGGUCCACUUGAUGAAUUCCGCUACACAGAUUUACCUGAACACUACAUAGACCUUUUCAAAUUAUAUGACCCUGUUGGAGGUGAGCACUUAAAUAUCUUUGCAGCUGGUUUAAAGGCAGCAGACCGGAUAGUCACCGUCAGUCAUGGAUAUGCAUGGGAGAUCAAAACUUCUGAAGGUGGCUGGGGUUUGCAUGGGAUCAUAAAUGAGAAUGACUGGAAACUGAGGGGAAUUGUCAAUGGAAUUGACACCAAAGAUUGGAAUCCCAAGUUUGAUGUUCACUUGACAUCAGAUGGAUACACUAACUACACCAUUGAGACCCUGCAAAGUGGGAAGCGUCAGUGCAAAGCCGCCUUGCAGAAGGAGCUCGGUUUGCCUGUUCGUGAGGAUGUUCCAUUAAUCGGAUUCAUUGGAAGGUUGGAUCAUCAGAAAGGCAUUGAUCUCAUAGCUGAAGCAAUUCCAUGGAUGAUGGGCCAGGAUGUGCAACUUGUCAUGCUGGGAACCGGAAGGCCUGAUUUAGAAGAGAUGCUUAAGCAAAUUAUGUCCCAAUACUCUGACAAAAUCAAAGGAUGGGUUGGCUUUUCUGUAAAGAUGGCUCACCGGAUAACAGCAGGUGCAGACAUAUUGCUGAUGCCAUCAAGAUUUGAGCCAUGUGGAUUGAAUCAACUCUAUGCCAUGAAUUAUGGAACAGUUCCGGUUGUACAUGCUGUCGGUGGACUGAGGGAUACCGUGCCACCUUUUAAUCCGUUUGAAGAGUCUGGCCUUGGAUGGACAUUUGACAGUGCAGAAACUAAUAAGCUAAUAAACUCAUUAGCGAACUGCUUGUUGACCUAUAGGCAGUUUAAGCAGAGCUGGGAAGGGCUUCAAAGGCGCGGGAUGACACAGGAUCUCAGUUGGGACAAUGCUGCUCAGCAGUAUGAGGAGGUCCUUGUUGCUGCCAAGUUCCAAUGGUACAUGCAUUUGAUAGGUGUCAAUGAAAGAGACUAA